AUGAAAUUUGCAACACAUAGGGAUAAUGAGAGUGGUGAAUUAAGUGUAGAGAGUGAUAAGCUUUCUCAGUAUGUUGUUCGGUCUGGUUCACUAGACAGACACUUAAGUGACGAUAAAGGAAAGCCGAAAGCGAAAUGGUAUCAUUGGUUUGAACCCGGUACAAGCAAAGAGGAAAAAAGAUUUAUAACUAAAGUUGACUUUUUUCUCAUGACUUAUAUGAUUAUAUCAUGGUUUCUUAAAUAUUUGGACCAGACAAAUGUCUCAAACGCAUAUGUGUCUGGCAUGAAGGAAGAUUUACAGUUGAAUAAAAAUCAACUUUCGUGGUUUAACACUUAUUAUAACAUUGGCGUGAUAAUCGGCUCUAUCCCGGCCACAGUUUUGGCUGGAUAUUUUAGACCAAGGUAUUUCUUGCCUAUAAUGGACACAUGCUGGUCCUUGUGUGUUCUUUUUGUUUAUAAAGCACAGAAUGCAUCUACAAUAUAUGCUCUGAGAUUUCUAAUUGGUUUGUUUGAAUCCGUGGCCUUCCCAUCUAACCAUUUCAUUAUUGGCUGCUGGUAUAAAAAAAGGGAAAUUAUGAGAAGAUCUAAUUUCUUUGUUUUAGCCGGUAUUGUGGGACAAGCCACUUCAUCUUAUAUUCAAUCUGGGUUAAUUACUUCGAUGUCUGGAAAAGGAGGAAUUGCCGCAUGGAGAUGGUUAUUUAUAAUUGAUGCCAUCAUUGGUAUUCCUGUCGUGCUUUUUGGAUUUUUUUUCCUCCCUGACUUUCCUUACAACACAAAAGCAUUUUGGUUAACAAAGAAAGAAAAAGAGUUAGCUAAACGAAGAUUGAUCGAGGAUGGAAGGGUCAGCCACCGGUUAAACUUUAAUAUUCAUCAUAUUAUUCCGGUUCUAAAGUCAUGGCAAUUCUGGUCUUUUCCGAUUGGCUAUUCGUUCUGGACUCUCACUGCCGGUAGUUAUAUGCUUCAAUUUUUUGAACUUUAUUUGAAGUAUUUGAAAAUAUAUCCUACAGAGUACAUCAAUAACUUUCCGACGAUUAUUUCUGCCGUUAAUUUUGUUACCAUGCUUUCCACGGGCAUAAUUUGUGAUUUACUUGGUCAUAGAAAUAUUGUUUGCUUUUGUGUCGGACUUGUUGUUAUGAUUGGCCUCAUUAUUACUGCCAAGGCACCUUUGGAUAGCAUUGCUCUUAGAAAAACUGGUUAUAUCCUUACGGGUGUUUAUGGUUGUUAUACUCCUAUACUUUCUGGAUGGUGUAAUAUUGUCUGCUCAAAAAAUCCUAUUUUGAGGGCCAUUACAAUACCUACUAUGACUGUUGUCGGUAUGAUUGUCAGCACACCAUUUCAACAGAAGCUUUUCCCUUCCAGUGAAGCUCCUGCUUAUAAGUCAACGCAUGGUUUCUAUUAUGCUAUUGCUUUUACCGUUUGUUUAGUUCUAUGGACUGGUGUUGUUAUCCCCCUUCUUGAAAGACUAAAUAGAAAGAAAGACCAGAUCCAAUGGGAUUGCAGAGAUCACCCUAUAGAAAAACAGGAUAGUAUCCAGGAUGAUGCUAUAAAUGAUGUUGCUAGUGAGCAUGUUAAAGAUAACUCACCAAAAUAA
Molecule: messenger RNA, 1590 nt
Organism: Brettanomyces bruxellensis
Lineage: Eukaryota; Fungi; Ascomycota; Pichiomycetes; Pichiales; Pichiaceae
Exons: 1
Coding region: 1-1590 (529 amino acids)
Biological process (GO): transmembrane transport
Cellular component (GO): membrane
Molecular function (GO): transmembrane transporter activity
Source: RefSeq, a predicted model, not a curated record